This is a messenger RNA of Nerophis lumbriciformis (worm pipefish), 7662 nucleotides long. RefSeq names its product coiled-coil domain containing 88Ab (gene ccdc88ab). The record is from RefSeq and is a predicted model, not a curated record. Gene Ontology annotation, cellular component: cytoplasm; centrosome. Lineage: Eukaryota; Metazoa; Chordata; Actinopteri; Syngnathiformes; Syngnathidae. Gene Ontology annotation, biological process: cytoskeleton-dependent intracellular transport; cytoplasmic microtubule organization. Gene Ontology annotation, molecular function: dynein light intermediate chain binding; microtubule binding.
AUCUACCAGCCGACACGGUCACAACAAGAAAGUCGUCAUGGCAACUUUAAAAACCAGAGGCAACAGUCUCCAAUUAGGUGAGGUGGCGACUUGUCCAGAAUGUACACCGCCUUCCGCCCGAAUGCAGCUGGGAUAGGCUCCAGCACCCACCACGCGGUGGAAAACGGACGCUCUCGACACUGGCCACUAGAUGUCAGCGUUGCCACCUUCAUGCGGCUGCAAUAGGCUUGAAUUAUCUGCAUGUUGCAUGUGUUGUAUUAAAUGAUACAAAUGUUGUAACAUGUUGCAGAUUGCCUUUAUUAUCAAUUUUAAUCUAUUUUGUGUCAUAAUGGAGUUUGCACCAGAGAGAGAGAAAGAGAGAGGGAGGGAUGUUGGCAGGAUGUGGGCGGGGCUUGGCCUCUCCUGUCUUCUCCCCAGCUGCUCCUCCUCCUCACUAGUCAUCUGCAAAUGAAUGGAGGCACACCGGCUGCAGUUCACUGCCUCGCUUUGACAUGACAGGACCGUAACUCACACCAAAACAAAAUCCUCCAGGCUGGAUUUGCAAAAACGUUGGAUUAUUUUUGGGGGCAUUUUUUUUUUUUUUUGCAUUCAUCUAACCACCCUGGAUUUUAUCAUCACCACCUGGAAGCUUGUGCAACUGGAUGAUUUUUUUAAAAUGUUAUUUCAAUUGCUGCGGGAGAUUACAUCUGGUGCAUUGUCAGUAAUUUAAAGAUUUGCCUUGGAAGCUUAAAAAAAAAAAAAAACCGAUGUGAAUCAGAGUUCCGUGCGGUGGGGAAGCUGUGGGUCCAAACAGCUGUGUCGUGUCGAGACAUUCGUGGAUUAACCUUUUUUUUUUUCCCUCCCCCCCCUUUCUUCCUUGACAAUCUCCAUACAUUUCUCCCUCAAAAAUAGGGGGAAAAGGGCGCCAAAAUGCGCCUGUUUUUAAAGCAAUCAACCACAUGAGUGGAGGCCAAACAAACAAACAAACAAACAGUGUGCUACAAUUCCCCUUCUUUUCUCCAUAACUGCUGAAAUUAACCUGCUGGAAAAUAUGGAGGGUGAGGUUUUCAGCCCUCUGCUGGAGCACUUCAUGCUGUCGCCUCUGGUCUGCUGGGUGAAGACUGCAGGACAGCCCAAAGUGACAGAUGGCAACAAACUAUCCGAAUAUGUGGAAUUAGUGGAUGGAGUUUACCUCAAUGAGGUCAUGCUGGAGAUAAACCCCAAGGCCACGGUGCAGAGGACCAACAAGAAGGUGAACAAUGACCCCACGCUGCGCAUCCAGAACCUUUCCAUUCUCAUCCGGCAGGUCAAAGCCUACUAUCAGGAGACGCUGCAGCAGCUGGUGAUGAUGCCCCUACCCAAUGUGCUGGUCCUUGGCCGCCACCCUCUCACUGAGCGAGGUCUGGAGGAGAUGAAGAAACUGCUGCUGUUACUGCUGGGCUGUGCAGUCCAGUGCGAGAAGAAGGAAGACUACAUCGAACGCAUCCAGACUCUGGAUUUCGACACCAAAGCAGUCAUAGCGUCCCACAUCCAAGAGGUGACGCACAACCAGGAGAACGUUGUGGACCUCCAGUGGUUGGAGAGCGAGGAGAUGCCUCCUGACGACCUGGAGAACCUGUCCAGGAACCUGGCGCUCCAUCUCAAACAUGUGGUGGACGAGCGAGACACACAGCUGGAGACUAUCGUGGAACUAACCCAGGAGAGAGACUGUGUCCAGCUGUCCCCGCUUGGUCCCGGUCCGGCCCACUCCCCCAACGGAUCCCCCAGCAUGAGGAGGACGGAGAGCCGGCAGCACCUCUCCGUGGAAUUGGCUGAUGCCAAGGCCAAGAUCCGACGUCUGCGGCAGGAAUUGGAGGAAAAGAGCGAGCAGCUCCUGGACACCCGGCAAGAGCUGGAGAACAUGGAGGUGGAGCUCAAGAGGCUUCAGCAGGAGAGCUACCAGCUGCUGUCGGACGCCCGCUCGGCCCGGGCGUACCGCGACGAGCUGGACGCCCUCCGGGAAAAAGCCAUCCGCGUGGACAAACUGGAGAGCGAGCUGAGUCGCUGCAAGGAGAGGCUUCAUGACAUCGAGUUUUACAAGGCCAGAGUGGAGGAGCUGAAGGAGGACAACCAGGUGCUGCUUGAGACCAAAACGAUGCUGGAGGAACAACUGGACACCGGCAGGACCCGAUCUGACAAACUCCACCUCCUGGAGAAAGAGAAUCUGCAGCUAAAAUCCAAAAUGCAUGACCUGGAGAUGGAGCGAGACUCCGACCGUAAGAGGAUGGAGGAGCUGUUAGAGGAGAAUCUUGUGCUUGAGAUGGCCCAGAAACAGAGCAUGGAUGAGUCCUUGCACCUGGGCUGGGAGCUGGAACAGCUGUCCAAAACACCAGAUUUGACUGAAGCCCCACAGAAGUCUCUGGGCGAGGAGGUGAACGAGCUGACGUCCAGCCGCCUGCUGAAGCUGGAGAAGGACAACCAGACGCUGCUGAAGACGGUGGAGGACCUAAGGGGAGCUGCCAGUCACGACAACGUCACAAAACUGGGCAAAGUCAGCCAGGAGAACCUGACUCUCAGCCAAAAACUGCAGCAGCUGGAAAGCGAACUGGCGGCGGAAAGAGAGUCGCUCUGCAGCGCCGAGUCUCUGAGCACUGACCUGAUGAAAGAGAAGGCUUUGCUGGAGAAGACACUGGAAACCCUCAGAGAAAACUCAGAGAGACAGCUCAAAGGUCUGGAACAGGAGAACAAGCACCUGAGCCAGACGGUGUCGUCACUGCGUCAGCGCUGCCAAGUCGGCGCCGAGGCUCGGGUUAAGGACGUGGAGAAGGAGAACCGCAUCCUCCACGAGUCCAUCUGCGAGACGACGGGCAAACUCAACAAAAUGGAGUUUGAACGGAAACAACUACGGAAAGAACUUGAAGCCAUGAAGGAGAAAGGCGAGCGAGCGGAGGAGUUGGAGAUUCUGAUGCAGAAGCUGGAAAGGGAUAACGAGAGUUUGCAGAAGAAAAUCGCCAGCCUGGGAAUCACCUGUGACAAGGUGUCUUCAUUAGAGAAGGAGAACACCGAGCUGGAGGCAGAGGGCCGCCGCCUCAAGAAAAAGCUGGACACUCUCAAGAACAUGGCCUUCCAGCUGGAGGCGCUUGAGAAGGAGAACUCCCAACUGGAGCAGGAGAACCUGGAGCUGCGACGCUCGGCCGAGAGCUUCCGCUCGGCAGGCGUCAAGGCCGUGCAGCUGGAGGCCGAGAACAGGGAACUGGAGAGUGAAAGGAGCCAGCUGAAGCGUAGCCUGGAGCUCCUCAAAGCAACAUCUAAGAAGACGGAGAGAUUAGAAGUGAGCUACCAGGGCUUGGAUACGGAGAACCAGCGCUUGCAGAAGGCGUUGGAGAAUAGCAGCAAGAAGAUCCAGCAGUUGGAGACGGAGCUGCAGGAGGUGGAGUCUGAGAACCAAACCCUUCAACGUAGCCUGGAGGAGCUGAAGAUCUCCAGCAAGCGCCUGGAACAAUUAGAGCAGGAGAACAAGACGCUGGAGCAGGAGAGCUCCCAGCUGGAGAAGGACAAGAAGCUCCUGGAGAAGGAGAACAAGCGGCUGAGACAGCAGGCCGAGAUCCGCGACUCCAAGCUGGACGACAGCAACCAGCGCAUCUCCAGCUUAGAGAAGGAGAACCGCACCAUGGGCAAGGAGAUGAUCUUCUUCAGGGACUCGUGUACGCGGGUCAAAGACCUGGAGCGGGAGAACAAGGAGCUGCUGAAACAAGCCACCAUCGAUAAGAAGACCUUCAUCACGCUCAGAGAGGAGUUAGUGAGCGAGAAGCUACGCACUCAGCAGACCAACAACGACCUGGAAAAACUCACCCACGAGUUGGAGAAGAUUGGUCUGAACAAGGAGAGGCUGCUGCAUGACGAGAACUCGGACGACAGGUUUAAGCUCCUGGAAAGCAAACUGGAGUCGACUCUCAAGUCCUCGUUGGAGAUCAAGGAAGAGAAGAUCGCCGCGCUAGAGGCCAGGCUGCAGGAGUCGUCCAACCUUAAUCAGCAACUACGACAGGAGCUCAAGACAGUGAAGAAGAACUACGAGGCUCUGCGGCAGAGGGAGGAGGAAGAAAGGAUGGUGCAGAGCUCGCCCCCUAGAGGAGGGGAGGGCCCACAGGCGGUCAGUAAAUGGGAGAAGGAGAGUCGUGAGGCUACCAGGGAGCUGCUGAAGGUUAAGGACAGACUCAUCGAGGUGGAGAGGAACAAUGCCACGCUGCAGGCAGAGAAGGUGGCGCUACGGAGCCAGCUCAAACAACUGGAGGCGCAGAGCUCCAACCUGCAGGCUCAGAUCGUGGCCGUGCAGAGGCAGACAGCCUCCUUGCAGGAGAACAACACCUCUCUGCAGACGCAGAACGCCAAGCUGCAGGUGGAGAACUCCACCCUGAGCUCACAGGGCGUCGCCCUCAUGGCCCAGAAUGCUCAGCUGCAGAGCCAGCAGAGCAGCGUGGAAGGCGAGCGCGAGAGCGCACUAAGGGAGAAGGAGGAGCUCCGGUCCACCUACGAGCUCCUCCUCCGCGACCACGAGAAGCUGGCGGCACUCCACGAUAGGCAGGCGACCGAGUAUGAGGCCCUCAUCGGGAAGCAUGGCGGCCUGAAGAGCUCCCACAAGAGCCUGGAGCAGCAGCACCGAGACCUGGAGGACAAGUACAAGCAGCUCCUACAGAGGAAAGGAGAUUUGGAAGAUCUGGAGAAGAAUCUGAAGGAGCAGCAAGAUAAAAUUACCCUGGAGAACCAGAACCACCGAGCCACAGCCAACCAGUGCAAACUGCUCAAAGAGGAAAACGACAGACUAAACACAACGUACCGCCAGCUACUGAAGGACAACGAGAGCCUCCAGGUGGAUCACAAGAACAUCAAGAGUCAGCUGAACAGUGCCAAGCUGGAGCAGACCAGGCUGGAGGCCGAGUUCUCCAAGCUGAAGGAGCAGUACCAGCAGCUGGACAUCACCUCCACCAAGCUGACCAACAAGUGUGAGCUGUUGAACCAGCUAAAGGGCAACCUGGAGGAGGAGAAUCGUCAUCUGCUGGACCAGAUCCAGACCCUGAUGCUUCAGAACCGCACCCUGCUGGAGCAGACCAUGGAGAGCAAAGACCUGUUCCACGUGGAGCAGAGACAGUACAUCGACAAGCUGAACGAGCUGAGGAGGCAGAAGGAGAAACUGGAGGAGAAGAUCAUGGACCAGUACAAGUUCUAUGACCCCUCGCCUCCACGCAGGCGGGGCAACUGGAUCACUCUGAAGAUGAAGAAGCUAAUCAAGCCCAAAAGCCGGGAGAGGAUGCGCUCCCUCACGCUGACGCCGUCACGUUCCGAAUGCGGCGACGGUUUCCUGUCUUUUCCCCCGGACAGCCAGGACAGCUCGUCCAUCGGCUCCGGUUCCAACUCGCUAGACGACACUCUCACGCAAAAGAGGAGCAGCAGGAGGAAAGGGCAGCGGUGCCUUGCCCAAGGGCAAGGCUCAACCAAUGCUUUAAAAAGGUUGCCUUUCAUGAGGAACAGAUCCAAGGACAAGGACAAGGCCAAGGCCAUCUACCGGCGCUCCAUGUCCAUGAACGACCUGCUGCAGACCAUGGCGGUGGCUAGCGGCCCCGGCGCCGACUGGGCCGGCAGCACCGACAUCCUAGAUGGCGCCGAAACGGGAGACGUGGGGCGGCGCGGCGGCCAACGCAUGAAGGAGCUCGCCUUUUCCACCAAUGCCAUCGACUGUGCGGCGCUCACGCUGCCCUCUGCUGGACACAGGAGGGCCAAGCACAGGCUCCAGGUCAAAGAUAACGCCUCCUGUGAAGAUGUAGCAGCCUCCUCAGACGACCCAAAGAGUCAAGCCUCCAGACCCUCCAGUUUCCAUAGCAACAGGACCACCAGUAGUAAUAGUAACAAUAACUCCCAGCUCACCUCUCCCCUGGAGGGCAAAGGCACGUUGAACGGCAGCCUGAGUCGUCCUCACAGCGAGAGCAGCGGCGAGUUCAGCCUGAGUUUGGACCAGGAGGCGUGGUCAAGCAGCGGCAGCAGUCCCGUCCAGCAGCCUUCGUCCUCGCGCUCGUCCCACCAGAGCCCCGUGCCCACCCGGUGCUCCUUGGAGCCGCCGGGCAACGCCACGGGAAGCACCGCCCCGCUUCAGAUCAAGAAGACGGCGUCGCCGGGCAGCGAGGUGCUUUCUCUGCAGCAGUUCCUCGACGAGGGCAUCGACCCCGCAGAGUCGGGCAGCCAGGAGAACCUGACCGUGGACUCUCCUCGCCUCUCCACUUCGUCUGACCGCACCCCCAAAGAGCGCCCCGCCACCAGAGGGCGCGGCAUCCUACGCUCCUCCAGCGGGAAAGCGGCGCCAGUCAGCGCCGAUCGCCCGCCCAGAUCCUCGGGGCAACCGGGGCGCCCGACCCUGCGUAAGGCGGAGAGCACCCGUGUGAGAGGCUCGGCCCGGCCCAGCCUGUCCUCGCAGGGCAAGGCCACGUCGGUGUCGGAGCGCCUGGACUCGGCCUCGUCCACGCUGCCCCGCGCCAGCAGCGUCAUCUCCACGGCGGAGGGCAGCUCGCGGCGCACCAGCAUCCACGACAUGCUGUCUAAGGACAGCCGCCAGCCCGUGUCCGUCGACGCGUCACCUCCAGCCGGCGCCGCCAAACCCGGGCUCCGUGCCCAUCCCGCACCCAGUGAGUACCACCCAAAGGGACCCUCUAGCACCACCUUUCCAAAGUCCACCAGCUUACCCUGCCAUAGCGGGGACGACCCCGACCUCCCGACCCUCGAGUCUUUCCUGGGCCCUUCCUUCACCGCGGAGUCGGUCUUCAUGGACUCAAUCUUUAGCGAGUCUUCGGGCAAAAACCUCCCCUUCCUGUCCCUCAACCCCACCCUGGUCAGCAACAUCAGCGGACCCCCCGCCGCUAACUACGCCUCCGGCCAGAAUCAGACCACCCAGCAGAGCCAAUCAGACGACCUGCUGACGUCCGGUCCAGAGCCUGUGGACCAUUUGGACUCAGAGGAGAACCAGUCGCUGUGGUUCGAGUACGGGUGUGUGUAAAGGACGGAAGGGGAGGUUCUGGCCCGCUGACAGACGCUCACACAACUCGUGCAUGAAUAUUUCUUUUUUUCCUCUUCUGGUGUUCUGAUCCAUUUCUCACCAGUUUUGACCCUGACUAUUACCUGCAUCAGGGCUAUUGUUCCAGUCAAUAGCCUGGUCCCACCCAGAAAUGAAUGUCAUUCUCCACCUGCACGUUUUUCAAGCUCGCAUUUUAAUGGCUUUUUCUUUUGGUUUUGGUGCUUAUGUGUGAUUUCCCCCCCCGGGAAGUGGGCUUCUUCUUCCUCAUAUUUGGCCCGGUGACUAAAGGGACGUUGGCGGAAGUGAAAAACGGGAGAAAAGCGAGUUUGCUUGAAGGUCGUGAUGAAAGUGAUGCUGGGGACUUGUACAUACACGCUAACUUAUAACCUCUCAAAGACGAGCACUGCUUCCUGUGCUAACUUGUAGAUUCUUUAUUUAUUCCCUCUAGUUGUUGUUGUUAUUAUUAUGUGUGUGUGUGUGUGUGUGUGUGUGUGUGUGUGUGUGUGUGUGUGUGUGUGUGUGUGUGCACGUGUAACAACCACAUUGCUUUGUCCCACAGAUGUGGAGGGCAGAAAGUCAAAAAGCAGGAGUGGCGAGCCGCCAAGCUGCUAAGCCCCGCCCACGUCUUCCCUCUGAUGGGGGCGCGU